UUAGCCAUUUUCACAUGUGAUGGAGAAACAAUAAUAUUUGACUGCGAGUUGUCUGCAAAGCUAAUCGCUCCGGAAAGUGUACAAUUUGGAUUUGAAACUGGUUCCAACGAGAGAUGCAUAAUUCCGGAGGGAUCCAUUCCAACCUCCGGUGUAAGCGAGGAUGGAGAGUAUUACGUCAAAAUGGAAGCAACAUAUGCACGAGGACGGGGUAAUGCCGACAAAUGUCAAAUAAAAGCUGAUGUAGAAGAAACAGUUGUCGUGGCAACGGCACCCAGUAUAGGGAGGAUACGAUUCCGCGUGCUUCCAUGUCGUAGAAGUGCUGAGCGCAUGUCAUUCUUGGCAAGACCAUUUGAUGAGGCGUUACCAUUUGAUCCAUGUCUAUGUAAAAAUCGUGGAGAGUGUGUACGUGAUGA
Messenger RNA from Owenia fusiformis, 413 nucleotides. The record is from the annotation of a GenBank genome assembly. NCBI's taxonomy places the organism in Eukaryota, Metazoa, Annelida, Polychaeta, Sabellida, Oweniidae.